Molecule: messenger RNA, 2244 nt
Organism: Erythranthe guttata (spotted monkey flower)
Lineage: Eukaryota; Viridiplantae; Streptophyta; Magnoliopsida; Lamiales; Phrymaceae
Source: RefSeq, a predicted model, not a curated record
AUGGGUCUUUCGGCGGACACUAUUCCACCACAAUUAGGAAACCUGUCGUUUCUUGUUUCGCUCGAUUUUAGUUACAACUUUUUUGGCGGCCCUUUGUCCGAACAACAAUCUUGGUUAGGCCUUUUAACCAAACUCAAGUAUUUGUCUCUACGAAAUAACAGUUUUACCGGUUUCAUCCCAAGUUCUCUCUCUAAUCUGACAAAUCUACGAGUUCUUGAUUUUUCUUUCAAUUAUCUUCAAGGAUAUAUUCCUCUAGAGUUGGGGAGGCUUCAUAAUCUUCAGUUUCUCGCCAUUGAGAAUAAUCGUCUCUCGGGUAAUAUACCGUCGGCCAUCUUUAACAUGUCGACGUUGAUUACUAUUGGUUUCACCGAAAAUGAAUUGAGUGGCGGCCUUCCAAGUGACAUGUGUAGUAAACUUCCACUUCUUCGACAUAUCCACCUAUCUGAAAAUAAGUUGCGUGGCGAAAUUCCGACAAGUCUAUCCGAAUGUUCACUACUUCAAACUGUCUUAUUGUCUUUCAACACCUUCAGGGGGCGGAUACCCCGAGAAAUCGGCAAUUUAAAAUUUCUUCGGAUUCUAUAUCUUUGGAGUAAUAAUUUAAAUGGUGUUAUCCCUUCCGAGAUUGGCAAUCUUCAGAAUCUCGCUAUACUUGGCAUUGAAGGAAACCAGUUUAGCGGCACAAUUCCCCUCACUAUCUUCAAUAUUUCUUCGCUCCAACGUUUACUACUACAUCAUAAUCAACUGUCUGGAAACCUCCCAAAACAUAUCGGGAAUCUUACGAAGCUCAAACACAUGGAAAUCGCAUACAACAACCUAACAGGUAGUUUACCGCGAGAAAUUGGGAAAAAUUUUCAACUGGAUACACUGCUAUUAAACUUUGACAGCUUCACUGGUUUUAUUCCAUUGGAGCUCUUUAACAUGUCAAAUCUUCGAUCUCUUGAUCUUACUGAUAACAGUCUGUCAGGCGGUCUUCCAACUAAUUUGGAUCACGGGUUACCCUUUAUUGAAGAACUUUAUCUCGCUUUAAAUUAUCUAAGUGGAUCAAUACCCGAUUCAAUCGCUAACUGUUCCAAACUAAGAAUUCUCGACCUUAGUAAGAACAACUUCACUGGUUUUGUACCUCAUUUUCUCGGCAAUCUAAGAAUCCUUGAAUUUCUCAAUCUAUAUGGCAACAAUCUAAGGAGCGAAUCCACUUCUUCAGAAUUGAGCUUCAUAACUUCCUUGACUAAUUGCAGAUCCUUAAAUUCGUUGGCAAUUAGUGAUAAUCCUUUAGAUGGAAUCCUUCCAGCUUCCAUUGGGAACUUAUCUACCUCAUUGCAAAGAUUUACCGCCUAUAACUGUAAAAUCAAGGGUAUCAUCCCUACGGAAAUCGGCAAUUUAAGCAACUUGGUGAAAUUUUCGUUGCACGAGAACGAGUUGUAUGGUAACAUUCCACCGACUGUAAACCAUUUGCAGAAGCUUCAAGGAUUAUCUUUACAUGACAACUAUAUGAGAGGUUCCAUUCCAGAAAUUCUUUGUGAUUUAAACAACUUGUUUUAUUUAUUAUUAAGCCAAAAUAAGUUUGUCGGUCCAAUACCCGAAUGUUUAGGAAAUAUAACAUCUUUAAGAUACAUCUCUUUAAAUUCCAACAUGUUGUCUUCAAGCAUACCAUCAAGCGUGUGGGGCCUCAAAGAUUUGUUGGAGCUUGACUUGUCCUCGAAUUCGUUGACUGGAUUUUUACCUCCUGAUGUAGGUAAUUUAGUGUCGGCAACUCUGAUAAAUCUAUCGCUAAACCAGUUGUCAGAGUCUAUUCCAAGCACGAUUGGGAGGCUAGUAUCUUUGACUAAUUUAUCUUUGGCGAAUAAUCAUCUGGAUGGUUCUAUCCCUGAGUCGAUGGGGAGCAUGAUCAGUUUAGAAGUUGUAGACUUGUCUAAUAAUAACCUCUCGGGUUCAAUCCCGAAGUCUUUGGAAACACUUCAACACCUCGACUACUUGAAUACACUUGAGCAUGAUGAAUCUGAGAAGGCAAUCGAGCUAAACCAUGAAGAUGCCUCAGAACAAGAGAAGAAGGAGAUGGAUGUAAUGAUUGAAGAUAUUCUAGUUGUGGACCAUGUCGUUGAUCUAAAUGUAGAUUUGAAGGCAUCAAUAGAGGUCGGAAUUGCGAUCGGGACGGUCAUCCGAGAGACAUGGAGGACAUCUUCACAAGAGGACAAUCAGAUUUCUUUCCACAAAGUCUCACACCCCGAAGACAACGAUUCCGACUAA